AUGGUAGCAUACACAACUAUUGGUAAUAGUAACACGGUAACAUACACAACUAUUGGUAAUAGUAACAUGGUAACAUACACAACUAUUGGUAAUAGUAACACGGUAACAUACACAACUAUUGGUAAUAGUAACACGGUAACAUACACAACUAUUGGUAAUAGUAACACGGUAGCAUACACAACUAUUGGUAAUAGUAACAUGGUAGCAUACACAACUAUUGGUAAUAGUAACAUGGUAGCAUACACAACUAUUGGUAAUAGUAACAUGGUAGCAUACACAACUAUUAGUAAUAGUAACAUAGUAGAAUACACAACUAUUAGUAACAGUAACAUAGUAGCAUACACAACUAUUGGUAAUAGUAACAUGGUAGUAUACACAAAUAUUAGUAAUAGUAACAUAGUAGCAUACACAACUAUUGGUAAUAGUAACAUGGUAGCAUACACAACUAUUGGCAAUGGUAGCAGUACAUACUUCUUAAUGGUCUAUUGA
This is a messenger RNA of Saccoglossus kowalevskii, 489 nucleotides long. RefSeq lists its product as uncharacterized. The record is from RefSeq and is a predicted model, not a curated record. NCBI's taxonomy places the organism in Eukaryota, Metazoa, Hemichordata, Enteropneusta, Harrimaniidae.